Messenger RNA from Phaedon cochleariae (mustard beetle), 2040 nucleotides. The record is from the annotation of a GenBank genome assembly. Lineage: Eukaryota; Metazoa; Arthropoda; Insecta; Coleoptera; Chrysomelidae.
AUGGAGAGAUAUUUGAUCACCGCAACCAUCUUAUCUGUUUUAUCGACAUCAGUCCUCAGCGAUCCCGAUUUGCAGCAACUAAACUCACAUCAAGAUGACUUGAACCCCCUAAACGAAGAGACCAAUUUAACCACAAAAGCCCAAGAAAAGAGAACCAUCUUCAACCCCACAAUCAAAAACUACGGAUGGGCCAAACACGUCUCCAUUAGACCCUCAGGAACCAAGUACCUACUAGGCUACAGCCCAGUCGACUUGAAAUACAGACCGGUAUUACGGCCCAUAUCCAUCAGUCAUCAAGGUUACCACUACAAUAGACCAAAGAUCCACUUUCAGCUGAAGAAACCUAUAGUUCACAUACCACAGGUCAAACCAGUGUUGCAAACCGGAUGGAAGCCGGUACUGAGGCCGGCAGUACCGAUACACGUACCUCCGCCGUCUCAUCUCCUCACGAAGCCUGCUAGACCCGUACUACACGUAGAUCACGUAGACGAAGUGAAACCUGCACACGUAGAUCAUUUACACUUAGAUCCAGUACCACAUUUGGACCAUUUACAAGCCCAGAAAGUACCAGUAGUGCAUGUGGAUCAUAUUCAUCAAUCACCAUUACAACACGUAGAUUAUCUCCACAAACUGCCUAAUUUACAGCAUCUACAUCAAGUACCAGUAGCUCAUGUGGACCACGUUCACCAACAAGUGCCUUUGCAAGUUCAACCAGUACCACUAGUACCAAUUCCAGCAGCUCCAGUACCGCAGCCACCUCACAUCAUACAUCAAGCACAUUUUGUGCCUUCAGCACAGCUGUUUGAAGUCACCAAGCCCGAUUUAGGAGUACUACCCUUGGGUGCAGUAUUCCAAUCUCAAGUACUGAGGGACGUACCAGCACCCCAGUUCAAACCAGCUUUGGUUCACCAGCACUUGGUUUCCGCUGCUCCGGUACACCAUGUUCACCCAGUAGUACCCGCUGCUCAACUUCAACAAGUUCAUCCUUUUACUCAUUUACAUCCAGUACCUUCGGCACAACCUGUUACACAUCUUCACCCAGUAGCACCUCAACCUGUGGCACCAGCUCCGCAAGCAAUCAAUCAAGUGGAAUACCAUGGCACCACUAACUUCAUCAAUUUGCUGAGAAGUCAGGCGCCUGUAAAUGCAGUACAUAAUUUGUUGCCGAAUCACUAUCACUUGCAGUACCCUCAGAUUCCACAAGAGCAAUUGGUACCUAAUCUACAGUUUCCUAGACCUAGUGUUUUCCAACAACAUUUACCACACGAAGAGCCUGUACAAGUGGUACAUUCUGGAACAACUGGUUUGUUUCCCAAUCAGCAGCAAUUGCCUCUAGAUACUCAGCCUCAUUUUCAAUUGUCUCAGAACCAUCCAGUACAAGUAGCACACUCUGGUUCUGGUAUAUUUCCUAAUCAGCAACAGUUGCCUCUAGAUUCACAAUCCCAUUUCCAAGAUGCAGGACAAAAUGUGUUUCUACAACAAUUGCCACAAACUCAGACUCAUUUUCAACAACACCACUUACAGUCUGAGAAUGAUGUUCAACAUGUUUAUCCACAAGACAAUUUCCAAUAUCAAGUGUCCCAAAACAACCCUGAACAGCAAUUCCAUCAAGGCAAUUUUCAACAGCCAUUGCACCAAGGCAAUUUCCAGGAGGUGAGUAACUUUCAACAAGAAGGGAAUUCACAACAAGAAGGCAAUGUUGGACAAGAAGGCAAUUCGAAUGCAGGGCAAUUUCAACCUGCAGAUCAAGUCAGCAGCGUACACUUCUACAGGCCAGGGCAAUUUCAAAUAGGGGAUCAGAAUGACGAGCAGAGGUAUUUUUAUCCCCAACCUGAUGAUGUACAAGAAAAUGGGGAGCAGGGACGAUCUAUUCGACCUGGUGAGACUGACUUGCAAUUUCCUUUGCACCUACCUCACCAUCCUGGGUUUGCUGGUACUGGAAGGCAAUUCAAACAGGAUGAAUCUGGGGAAGAUUCUCAGAGGAAUGAUAGUGAGUUCCGCCCUUCCAUACAGCUGGAGCCACCUUACAAAAAGAAGUAG